Messenger RNA from Chara braunii, 2029 nucleotides. The record is from the annotation of a GenBank genome assembly. Lineage: Eukaryota; Viridiplantae; Streptophyta; Charophyceae; Charales; Characeae.
UCAAAACACGUUUUUUUAACUCCCUGAUCUGACAGUAACUCGAAAUCGCAUAGUCAGAUUUUGGACUAAGCGACUGUGCGAAGAGUUACUGUAGGUUAGAAACGUGUUUUUUAUGAUAUGGUUGUCAAAGGUGGGGGACGUGUUGUCGUCCUGGACAAUGGCGGCGGAAGCUGUAAAGUGGGCUUCGCAGGCGAACGGAAUCCGGUCAAGGUGAUCCCAAACUUCGUAUCAAGGGCCAAGAAUGCAGCAGGGCGCAAGCUGUUUAUAGCCGAUCAGGUGGAAGGGUGUGAUGAAGUGCAAGGCCUCGCCAUCCGCCGCCCCUUUGACCGGGGGUACCUCGUUAACUGGGAAGUGCAGAAGGACAUCUGGGAGCAUGCUUUCAAGAACAUCCUCAAGGUCCGGCCGGCGGAUUGCGUGGGGCUCGUGCUCACAGAACCGCUGUUCAACUUGCAAUCCAUGCAAGCCACCAUGGAUGAGGUCGUGUUCGAGGAGUACGGGUUUCCGUCGUAUUGUGCGGUCGUUGGGCCUUCCCUUGCCCAUGCAGCUUUUGCGAACGAUAAACCAGACAGUCUCUUGGCCCGCACCAGUUGCAGUCUUGUUGUGGACAUAGGCUUUUCCUUCACGCAUUCGGUCCCGAUCUGUGGCUCAGUGCCCAUCCUUCAUGCUGUUCGCCGGAUCAACUUGGGUGGGAAGGUGCUCACAAACUACCUUAAGGAACUCGUCUCUUACCGAGCAUGGAAUGUGAUGGAUGAGACAUACAUAAUGGAGGAUGUCAAGGAAAAGCUGUGCUUUGUCUCAGGCAAUCUUCUUUCGGACCUGGAGGAGGCAAGGAAACCAACGAGUUACCUGCGGUGCGAGUAUGUUCUUCCCGAUGGGCUCAAGCACAAGCGCGGAUUCGUUAAGAAUCCGCAGUCCGCAGCCAUCGCAUUUGAGAGGUUGAGACGGGGGCAACAGAGGGGCGUAGACAGAGUUGGCCGCGACUCGUUGAAGGUGGAGGAGGAUGGAAAUGGGAUGCCUGCAUCGGGUGGGGCUGCGCGGGCAGGAAGGACUGCCAGUGGUGCUGGGGUUGGACUGUCGACAGCAGCAGAGGGGGGUGCAUCUGGGAGCAGGGCUGGAAGGAUGACAGAGGCAGAUGGGAAACCAUUCUCAUCUCCUUCCCUUCCUCAUUAUCAACAACAACAGCAGGUGGAUGGCAGGAGAAGUGUAGGUGGUGGUGGUGGGAUGACACUCGGUUGUGCGGCCGGCAGCGACCUCUCUGAGGAGCAGAGCUUGAAACUGACCAAUGAGAGGUUCCUUGUCCCAGAAGCCCUGUUCAGACCCAUAGACAUUGGCAUCAAUCAGGCAGGUCUUGCUGAGUGCAUUGUCACGUCAGUGGAAGCGACUCCUCCUGAGCUGCAUCCUCUUCUCUACGCAAAUGUCCUACUUGUCGGCGGAUGCUCUCUGUUCCCUGGAUUUGUAGAACGGCUGGACAUGGAGCUGAGGGCACUGGUGCCGGACGACUUUGAACUCAACAUUUUCCUGCCAGAUGAUCCGAUACUUGAGCUGAAGAUGUUCAAGCUGCCGUGCCCAAGAUCUUUCAGAAGCCGAGGGAAUGAGGUCGAGAGCUCAAAACCUAUCUUCCACAAGAUCUCUCAGAGGUUGACGAGAACGAGGUGGAGAGCUCAAGCUGUCACGCACAAGAUGGAUAAUAGGAGUGCAGCUCACGUUUCCCGUUUGUCUUCUUCCUUCUCAUCUGUUCAGCACGUGCGGGUUGAUGAUAGGAACAAUGAGGAAGGCGAGCUGCACUCCGCUCAGAACACCUUGCCUUGGGCGGAGGGUUAUCGCUUGAGCACGUGUGGAGGGUUAUCGCUUCAGAACACCUUGCUGUGCAGAGGGUUAUCGCUUCAGAACAGCUCGCAUUUCCCGUUUGUCUUCUUCCUUCUCAUCUGUUCAGCACAUGCGGAGGGUUAUCGCUUCAGAACACCUUGCCUUGGGCAGUCUUGUCGAGGGCGUAUGUGAUGCGAUUGGUCGCAACGAUGUGCGACACUCG